AUGUCGUCGUCAAGCGAAGAGGUCGGAUUUGUUGAUCCUGCCGUUGGGGCCGAGCGGGAGGAGGGCCUGGGCGGAAACUCCUUUGCUAACCCAGACCCAGAGGGAGACAUCGCAAAACGGGUCCAUGACCUUGAGGACUGGGUGGACGAAAAGAAUUUCCAGUACGCAGGCGACAAGCAGCUCCUGGACAAAACCGCCGCAGACGUCAAGAGCCUCAGGAAGACGGUGGAGCAGUGGGUGGCCAAGCUCGGGGCCAGAGCCACCUCGUCGUUUGGCCCCGGGAGCGGUAAAGGGGCCAACAGCGAGGACGAUAUCGAGGGAGCCCCUGGGGCAGCGGGCCUAUGGCCCCUCACCUCCGGGGAAACGCAAACAGCUGUUGCGUUUGUCGCGCUGGCCGUGUUUGUGUGGCUCAUCACCGAGGCGAUGCUGCACAGUAAGCGGCUGUUGGACGGGUAUGGGCCGAUGUUCAACGGGGGGUACAAUGGCCUAGGGAGUGUUGUCGUCUUUGGGACGUGGGAAAAGUUCUUCUUCUUUUACGGCGCGGCCCUCUAUCUUGGCCAGCUGCCUCUUUCGGCUAUACAGCGUGCGAUGAGACGAUGGGAUGAGCGAGUUGAGGGUGGGUAG
Molecule: messenger RNA, 624 nt
Organism: Dichotomopilus funicola
Lineage: Eukaryota; Fungi; Ascomycota; Sordariomycetes; Sordariales; Chaetomiaceae
Exons: 1
Coding region: 1-624 (207 amino acids)
Source: RefSeq, a predicted model, not a curated record